UCAUAAUGGACUCUUUGAGCUGUGAUGUCUACGAUCUUGAACUUAUCAGACUCUGUGAAGAAAUAGAAGAAAAUGAAGAUUUAUGCGAGGCUGCCCGUCUUGUGAGCCAACUUCAUCGAGAGGCAUCUUCUCAAAUAGGACGGGGAGUAAAAAGGACAGCUGAAUUUUUGGAGACUGAAGAAUUCUUGUUGAAGAAAAACCGUCCAGCAGCUGCUGAACCUGUCGCAUCAACAUCAUCCGAACCAGUUCCCGAUGUCAUUGUGAGUACAAAUAAUAAUCAUGAAAUUGAAUGUUCUGUGUGUAAUAAGUUUGUCUCUAAAAGAUAUUUUAAAAAUCAUUUAAAUAGUAAUCUUCACAAAAAUAAUGUUUUAAGGGCUGACAUUGAAUGGGUUAAUGUUCAGUUAAUUGAAAAUGCUUUUAAGAAUAGGGUGGCCACUUACAGAAUACUAUUAAAUGAAAAUGUUCACCAACCAUUUACUCCCGAAUCUAUUUUACUAGGAAAUAAAGAUAAAAUCUUUGCAUUAUUGGAUCGUUCCCUCACUGAUCACCAUGCUUUAAAAGUAAACUUUAUUUUAAAUGCGGAUUUUACUCAAGAGACCAAACAAGUAAAUAAUACAUUUGAUUUCCAAUUAUGUAACAAUGUAGUUGAUAUUAGUAGCAACAAAGAUGAGAUUUUCGAGUCAGUUGUUAAAGAUAUAUUAACAAAAUUAUUUAACUUUGAGAGAAAAGAUAGUGGAUGGAGUUUAGUAAAAUUUAACUAUCUAGAUGUCAAUGUAAACAAAUUUAAUCCAUUGCGUGGUUCUUCCUUUAUCGAAUUACCACGUGAUAUUCAGAACAGAAAGGCAGUUAUUAAUGUAAAAAAUAGUGAUCAUGAAUGUUUUAAAUGGGCUGUAUUGUCAGGCUUGUAUCCACCUACAAGUCAUCGUUCAAACACAACGAAAUCGUAUAUAGCGCAUAAAAAUAAAUUAAAUUUUGGAAAUUUAACUUUCCCACUUAAAGUUGGAGAUAUUCAGAAAUUUGAAAAAAUGAAUGAUAUAAGUAUAAACGUUUUUGGUCUUGAAUACAAUUCGAAAAGUAAAAUACAUGACGUAGUAGGCCCAUUACACUUAACAAAGUGCAAAAAAGCUACCCACUUGAACUUAUUGUACAUAUCCAAAGACAGUAAGGGGCAUUAUUGCUAUAUCAAAAAUUUAUCUAGGUUAGUAUCUAAACAAUUAUCAAAUACACAGCAUGCCGCACAUAUUUGUGAUGGUUGUUUGUCGAAAUUUACAACUCGCGACAAUUUAAUGAAUCAUCAAAGAAACGAUUGUUUCCAUGUUUGUACACAUUUACCUUCAGAACAGGAUAAAAAGAAAAACUGGUUCAAUGAAAACGUUUCCUCCAAUAUACUUACUUUCGAUAAUUAUGAACGUAAAUUAAGGGUACCUUUUGUUAUUUAUGCUGAUUUCGAGGCCUUUCUAAACCCGAUUCAAACAGGUAAAAUUAAUCCUACUACAUCCUCAACAACAAAUGUACAAAAACAUGAGGUAUAUAGUUUUGGAUACUACAUUAAAUGUUCUUAUAAUGAUAAAUUAUCAGUGUACAGAACAUAUAAAGGCAAAAAUUGCACCCAGGAAUUUAUGAAGUAUAUGGAACAAGACUUAAAGGCCAUUUGUAGGAGAAAUACUUUUGUAAAAACUCCAUUGCCUUUAUCUAACGCAAAUAAUGUGCAUAUUUCUCAGAGUAGUACAUGUUAUAUUUGUGAUAAAAAUUUAAACGAGGAUUCAGUCAUUUCCUAUAAUUACCAUACCGGUCUUUAUGAAGGAGUGGCACAUAAAUUUUGUUCUGAAAAAUAUAGGGCACCUAAUUUUGUACCUGUAUUUUUCCAUAAUUUGUGUAACUAUGAUAGUCAUUUUAUAGUGCAUGGGCUUGGUUUGGUGGAAGGCGACAUUGAACUGAUUCCAGAGAACAAAGAGAAAUACAUUUCAUUUUCUAAGAGCUUGCAAAUAAAUAAUCGCACAGUUAAAUUGAGAUUUGUUGAUUCACUUAAAUUUAUGUCCAGUAGUCUUGACAAAUUGGCAAAAAACUUGUUGCCUGAACAAUUUCAUGAAUUAAAAUUGAAUUUUUCAUGCGAGGAGGAUUUUAAACGCUUAUUACGAAAGGGUGUAUAUCCCUAUGAACACAUGUCAUCAUACGAUUCUUUAAACUUAACAGCUCUUCCCUCUAAAGAUGAUUUCUUUAGUUCCUUGUCUGAUAGUCACAUCUCAGAGGAGGAUUAUGAUCACGCAAAAGAUGUUUGGUCUCAUUUUCAAUGCAAAAAUAUGGGUGAUUAUUCUGAUUUAUAUUUAAAAACUGAUGUUUUAUUACUAACUGAUAUAUUUGAAAAUUUUAGAAACCUUUGUCUUAAGACGUAUGGAUUAGACCCCGCUCAUUAUUAUACUGCUCCGGGAUUAAGUUGGGAUGCAAUGUUAAGAACUACAAAAAUAAAACUAGAACUCCUAACUGAUAUCGAUAAAAUAGCUUUUAUAGCGAAAAAUAUUCGAGGUGGCAUAUCACAAUGUAGUAAUAGAUAUGCGAAGGCUAAUAAUAUUUUUUUGUCAGAUUAUAAUCAAAAUAUCCCAUCGUCAUUUCUUAUGUACUUUGAUGCAAAUAACCUUUACGGGUGGGCUAUGUCUCAAUGUCUUCCUACCGGUAAAUUUGAAUGGGUAAAUACAGAUACUGACUUUAAUAUAUCUGAUGACGCUGAACAUGGUUUAAUUUUAGAAGUUGAUCUCGAAUACCCUAACGAGUUGCAUGACUCUCAUUCAGAUUUACCAUUCUGUCCUGAAAACGUUUGUUUGGGUAAUUCCAAAGAAAAAAAAUUAAUUACUAAUUUAAAUAAAAAAACGAAUUAUGUCAUUCACUAUAGAAAUCUAAAACAGUGUUUAAAAAAUGGUUUGAAAUUGAGUAAAAUCCAUCGCAUUCUUAAAUUUCAGCAGUCUAUGUGGUUAAAAAGUUACAUAGAUUUGAACACCCACAUGCGAUCACAGGCAUCAUCUGAUUUUGAAAAAGAUUUCUUUAAACUAAUGAAUAAUUCAGUGUUCGGUAAGACCAUGGAAAAUGUUGCAAAACGUGUAAAUGUCAAAUUAUUAAAUAACUGGGAAAAUCGAGGAAAAACGCAGGGGGUUCAAUCUUUGAUAGCGAAACCUGAGUUCCAUAGUUUAUCCAUAUUCUCUGAGAAUUUAGUAGCCGUUCAGUUGAAUAAAACUAGAAUAUUUUAUAAUAAACCGAUUUAUUUGGGAUUUUGCGUAUUAGAUAUAUCAAAAACUUUGAUGUAUGACUUUCACUACAGCUACAUGAAAACCAAAUAUCCAGACAAUCUUAAGCUUCUUUAUACAGAUACUGAUAGCUUAGUAUAUCAAAUUUUCACGGAAAAUUAUUACGCAGAUAUAAAAUCAGACCUUAAUUUAUAUUUUGAUACAUCUGACUAUCCUCCUAACAAUAAAUAUGAUUUGCCGUUAAUAAAUAAAAAGCGAUUAGGGUUUUUCAAAGAUGAAAAUAAUGGUAGAAUUUUAAAAGAAUUCGUAGGUCUGAGGUCUAAAAUGUAUACCUUAGAUGUUGGAAAAUAUGACGAGAAUGAUGAGAAAAGUGAAAAAUACGGUGUUUUAUCAAAAGCCAAAGGAGUCAAUAAAUGUGUUACAAAAAAAUUUACUCUUGACAAUUACAAAACGUGUUUAUUUAAUAAAAAUUUGCAACGCGCUCAAAUGCUAAGAUUUAAGUCUAUAAAACAUAUAAUAUUCACUCAAAAAAUAAAUAAAAUAUCAUUAUCGCAUGAAGAUACAAAACGAUACUUAUUAGAAAACUCUUCUGACACUCUUGCGUGGGGUCAUUAUAAAAUACCGCAAUAAUUAAAAAGUUUCAAAGUUGAAAUUUAAUCACACAGA
Cydia fagiglandana is the source of this 3902-nucleotide messenger RNA. RefSeq lists its product as uncharacterized. NCBI's taxonomy places the organism in Eukaryota, Metazoa, Arthropoda, Insecta, Lepidoptera, Tortricidae. The transcript has 2 exons. The record is from RefSeq and is a predicted model, not a curated record. Bases 6 to 3866 code for a protein of 1286 amino acids.